Molecule: messenger RNA, 4662 nt
Organism: Toxotes jaculatrix (banded archerfish)
Lineage: Eukaryota; Metazoa; Chordata; Actinopteri; Toxotidae
Product: TSC22 domain family protein 2-like
Exons: 4
Coding region: 671-3040 (789 amino acids)
Biological process (GO): regulation of transcription by RNA polymerase II
Source: RefSeq, a predicted model, not a curated record
AAGAGUGACUGAGUGAGGGAGGUAACUGUAAGCGCUGUUUAGAUUCUCAUUUGUUUCAAAGCGAGAAAUUUGACAGUGUUUUACUCUCUCGAUCGCGGUUAGCUUCGAAGUAAGGGUCGCCACCGGAUGACCUUAAGCUGGUGAAGCGAGCGAUUACAAAGGACUGCUUUCGGGAAGAUGUCUCGCAUACUUGUUCCGACGUAGGGGGAGUGUGCAGCAGCCAGUUGGCUGUCGACUUGCUAGCUAGCUCGGUGAGUGGAGGGCUGCGGGCCCUCCUCAGCCUAAAGUAGCUCCUGCAGCUGGGCAACACAUUCUGCGACAACGGCCGUUUGACAACUGCACAACCGGGAUAUUAGCAGGCCGGUACGGGCAGACGGAAGGCGCUGGAUCACUUCUCGCACCGGCGGAUGGUAUCGGUGUCUCAAGCCGCAUUGCUGGACAAGACGACACGAAGUGUGGCGUUGCGUUAUGAGCUCAUGAAACGCAACAGGAGACCGAGAGAGGAAGAGGGAUGGCGCAGAUUCAUCUCGAUUACAGUUAGCUAGGCUAAGUAAAAUAGAUACAAGUGUGCUGUUUAAUAUGAUCUAAGCUUUUGGAAGCUGCAACCAGCUCGUCCCUUUUUGACGGAGGAUAAACAUAGCCAUACGGGACUUGGAAUCAGGCUGCCAUUAUGUCGAAAAUGCCGGCCAAGAAAAAGAGCUGUUUUCAGAUCACAAGUGUGACUCAGGCCCAGGUGGCGGCUAUAGGUGCCACCGACGACACGGAGAGUCUGGAAGACCCAGACGAGUCACGGACUGAAGACGUGUCGUCGGAAGUAUACAUGUCGCGGGCCGAGUACGAGCCUGCGUGUGACAGGAGUUCAUCUGAAGAAGCCCUGAAUAAUGUUGGGGAUCCAGAGGCAAUCAGUGUUAUGGCAGCAUCACACAUACCUCAAGCCGGUCAGUUGUCUGCGCUAUCAGGCAAUCCCAUUGGGGAGUUUCGAAAAGUGGGAGUGUCGGGCUCAGCUCAAGGUGGUCAGCAGCCGCCGGGGAUCGGCGUUACAAGUGGUUUACCCCUUAUUACUCAACCUGGGGCAAUGCAGCAACAGUCUGCUCCAGCAACCAGCGCUGGACCAGCCAUUGUGUCAGUAAAUGCAUCACAACCUGCUGCAGUGACCAGUUCAGCUCCUCCUCCUGCCACCUCCACGGUGAGUUGCACUUCACGCUUCAGGGUCAUUAAACUCGAUCAUGGUACUGGAGAACCCUUUCGAAGAGGAAGGUGGACGUGUACAGAGUUUUAUGAGAAAGACUCUGAGAGCUCUGUUGUUAGUAGGACUGUAGAUAGCAUUAGGCAUGCCAGUGCAACACCGGACCCUGCCGCAGACAGAGACAGUGGACUCGGGCUUACAGGAGGCUCUGUGGUUGCCCCGGCAACACACUCAGGUCAGGGCUUGGGCUCCAUGGCUGACGCUUCUCUCUCAUCAUCUCGCAUGCAUUCAGUGGAGACACUACCACACCAGCAGCAACAAAUCCACCAUCAAAGCUUCGGUGCCCGUCAACAGAGUGUUAGUGGGUCGGCCACGCAGAGUGCUUUCUCUAGCAGCAAGCCGACAGCUGCCCCAGCUCAGCAAGCAGUGGGAGGUCUCCAGCCUUCUGCUCCCCAGAGCGUGCUGCCUGUCGGACAGAAUGGGUUGCCUCAAUCUGGUGUUCACAUACAAAAGUCCCCCAUCAUGCCUCCCUCAGCCCAGCCCAUUGCUUACCCUCCCCAGCAGCAGCAGCAGCAGCAAGUUCCUAUGGGCCACCCCUUGACCAGCCAGUCAUCUGGACUGAUGCAGAACCAGACGGAGUACUAUCAGCAGCAACAGCCUGCUGCCAUGCAGCCAGGGCUUUCCACUGGCCAGUCCCUUCCAGUGUCCACCCUCUCUGCAGGGCUGCAGCCUGUGGGACAAGGACCUGCUUCGGUCAUUCCUCCAGCCUCUGGAGGAGCUCCUGUGCCAAGUCAGGUUGGAGAUAUUGCUGGAGCAAGAGGGGGAUCUGUACCUACUGGACAGCCAGCUCCGGGCCUCUUGCAGCAGCAGGCUGUAGGAAUGGGUGGUGUCGGAGGCUCCAUGCUGGUUGGUGGAUCCGCUCUACAGCAGCAGACUGUGAGUCAGUAUGCAGCCGCUGGACAGCCUCAACCCCACGGCCUCCACCCCACAUCCUCCGGUGUACAAAAUGUGCCUGCCAUCGCAGUGAGCUCCAGUGUUCCCACCACUGUGCCCGCUGCUGUGCCCAGUGCCUCCAGUGCAGCCAUGCCAAAUGUGACAGUUUCCAGUUUGCCUCCAGGUCAGAUACUCCACAGCAAGACUCCAGCAAAUUUGGGGGCACAGGGCCUUCCAGCAGCUGGAUUUGGACUGGUGGAGGGUGGUGGUGGAGGAAGGAAGCUGGAGGGUCUCGUCAAUGCACAGUCUCCUGUUGUCUCUGGGAAGGAACCAGUGAAGGCCCUAAUGCCUGAGAGCCUGCAGCUCACCACUCCGUCUGUCAACAGCCUGUUUGGAAUCCACAUACCUGUCGACGGGGAGGAGGACAGGAACCCCUCCAAGGCUUUCUACCAGGCCUUCCAGUCUGGCAGCAGAUUAAGGGACUCAAAGGCCCACAGUGAUAGUGCCUCUGGAACCAAUGUUGUUGCCAUUGAUAAUAAAAUUGAACAGGCUAUGGACCUGGUGAAAAGCCAUCUGAUGUAUGCAGUGCGCGAAGAGGUGGAGGUCUUAAAGGAGCAGAUCAAGGAGCUGUAUGAGAGGAACUCUGUGCUGGAGAGGGAGAACGCCGUGUUGAAAUCUCUGGCCAACAGCGAGCAGCUGUCUCAGCUGUCCACCCAGUCAGCCGCCAGCUCCAGUGCCACGCCUCCCCAGCAAGGACUCAGCCAGCCUCAGCAGCAGGCCCAGCCUCCGCUUCAACUUCAGCCUCAGCCUCAGCCGCAGUCACACCCCCAGCUCCAGCACCACCCGAAACCCCAGCAGCUCCAGACUCAGCUCGAUCCCGGCCAACAACAACAAGUGCAACCCAACGUCACCUCCGCUUGAAGUGCAUCUGCCCUGCUUCGCAUGGGGCAGAAAAAAAAAGAAGAGCAUCUUCUCUACAACUUAUUACAGUUAGUGUAUGUGAAAUUAAAAAGAAGAAAAAAAAACUUUGUCUUCUUAGCCACCAGCUUGACCACAAAGUACAGUGCUUGUAUGUGCGUGUGUGUGAGAGAGAGAGAGAGAGAGAGAGAGGGAGAGGGAGAGGGAGAGAGGGUGAGUUAGCAAGCAAGUGGGAAUUUGAUGUUGGAAUGUAAGAGUGUAUGCAUCUGUACUGUGGGCCUUUCCAGUGUUAAUGCAAUCAUGAAGAGAGAGGGACAGAGAGGUUUAGACAGACAGAAAGUGUGUUUAGAGACAGAGUAUCGGGGAAGGUCGGAGUGUCUUUUUUUUUUGGUCUUUCCAUCUUGGGUUGACUGCCAAGUCCAAGCGUCUGGAGAGGAUGUCCUUUCUGGGACCAGACCCGAGCGAGACAGGCCCUUCGACCGGACCUGAAACGUGGGUGUGUAAAGGGAGGGGUUCACCUCACAUAAGGGACAAAUGGGAGUGAUUGUCAAAAAGAGAGCGAUUAUUUUUUUAAAUGAGAUAAUUGAGUGGGUAAAGAGUUAUUUUUAGCCUUUGCUGUUUCUUGUUGUAAAGUAAGACGUGGGAGAGAGCCUGUUUUUCGGAGCGCCACACCGCUGCCGUUACUUUUACAUCAAGUCCAACUCUUACAUCGGUCUUUUGAGUUCUACUGUCACGUGUUUUAUUUAUUACAGGGCUGCUAUUUUCAUAAAUGAACAAUUACAUGAAACCUGUUUAACAGUAGCCCAUUGACUUGGUUUCCUCCUUUCUUUUACAGUGUUUCAACAGACUGGCCAAUAGAUCCUGGGGGCAAUGCUUUAUAUUUGUCAAAAAUGUAGGCAAAAUGAAAUUCUGACAAACGUGUAACACUAACUCAAAUUUUACGCUGCAGUUGCCAAUCCAUAGUUCAAGUUAAAAAAUCCAGUAUGAAUGUACAUUUUUGUGUAAAGUAUAAAGUAUUGAGAGCCUUGAUGGGUGACUCUGCACCUAUUUAACAUCAAAUCUGAACAUGAGCCUGCACAAGGCUGUUGAUGAAGAUUCAGUUCUGUUGGUAGUUUCUCUAAAAGUGAAUUAGUAUUGCCAUAACCCCCCCCCCUCCUCCUUACCUUGUUUUAUUUUUUUCCAUUGUUUUUCCUGAGGGGGCCAGGGGGAAAAGCUGUGAAAUCAUUCAACCUACUUUGUAACCAAAGAUGCAAAGCUGUGUAAAUUGAUUAUUUUUAAAUGCACACAUGUAUUUGUUUUGGAUUUUUUUUUUGUUACUUCCUCUUUCACAAAAUAUUUUGUUGCUGUUCAGCAUGUUCUGCAUGAUCUGUAAUCUUCAAACCACUUUCUUACCUCAUUUUUAUUCAGCACUCUUAUUGUAAGAUAGUCUGUGAACAGUGUAAAUGGGGGCAGGGGGGGGGGGUGAUGUGGCACCGAGAGAAAAAUAACCUAGUGUUACUGACACUAGUCACAGAAAAAUGAAGUGAGCCAUGUUUUGUUCAUUUAAAUGGUGUUUGAAUUUCAUAUGCCAAUAGUUUUGUUACAUUGCAAAUUUUAAUGUAUUUAAAUAAAAGCAAUAUUCAGAU